GCCGGCGUGCUCGUCCAUUCGGAGGGUCCAUCGGCGUGUAGAGAGUUGUGAGUGCGCGCGCGAGACAGACAGACAGACAGACAGACACCGGCACCAUGUCUGAGGGGGUCGUCAGCUUCUUGAAGGAUUUCCUGGCGGGUGGAGUGGCUGCGGCUAUCUCCAAAACAGCGGUAGCUCCCAUCGAGAGGGUCAAACUGCUGCUGCAGGUCCAGCAUGCCAGCAAACAGAUUACAGCCGAGAAGCAGUACAAAGGCAUCGUUGACUGCGUGGUGAGGAUUCCCAAGGAGCAGGGCUUCCUCAGUUUCUGGCGUGGAAACCUGGCCAAUGUGAUCCGGUACUUCCCGACUCAGGCUCUCAACUUCGCCUUCAAGGACAAGUACAAGAAGCUCUUCCUUGGUGGUGUCGACAAGCACACCCAGUUCUGGCGCUACUUUGCUGGCAAUCUAGCAUCAGGUGGUGCUGCCGGUGCCACGUCACUCUGCUUCGUGUACCCACUGGACUUCGCUAGGACCCGGCUGGCUGCCGAUAUUGGCAAAGGCGCCGCCGAGAGAGAGUUUACCGGCCUGGGCAACUGCCUUGCCAAGAUCUUCAAGUCAGACGGCAUCAGGGGGCUCUACCUUGGCUUCAAUGUGUCCGUCCAGGGCAUCAUUAUCUACAGAGCUGCCUACUUCGGGAUCUACGACACGGCUAAAGGCAUGCUGCCAGAUCCCAAGAACACACACAUCAUCAUCAGCUGGAUGAUUGCCCAGACCGUCACUGCCGUGGCCGGUAUCAUCUCCUAUCCCUUCGACACUGUCAGACGUCGUAUGAUGAUGCAGUCAGGACGCAAAGGAGCUGACAUCAUGUACAAGGGCACAGUGGACUGCUGGAAGAAGAUUGUUAAGGAUGAGGGACCGAGGGCCUUCUUCAAGGGCGCCUGGUCGAAUGUGCUGAGAGGAAUGGGCGGCGCUUUCGUGCUUGUCCUCUAUGAUGAGAUCAAGAAGUUCACAUAAACGUUGAAGCUUCCAGAUCCAUCUUAUCAAAAGGAGAUCCUCAACUCUGUGACUGUCUUAAAUCAGGAUAGAUGUGUGCAAGAGUGUGCCGAGUGUCUGAGAGCGAGAGGAAGCAGCCACUUCAUUGUCCGCUCCUAUACCUGUGUAAAUAUAUUUAACUCCAACCCACCCACUCCUCUGAAUAUGACUGUCCUCUCAGUUCUGAUUACUCUUGGUAUACAAAGAUUGUUUUGGUUCAUUUAUAUUUGUUCCAUUGAGGAAAAAAAAAAAAACAUGAGCACCUCUGGGGCCAGGGAGCCCUGUUAAUGGAAGAAAUGUGUGCCUGUACACCAGAAAAGUCAACAGUUCUUGUGUUCUUUUAAUAAAAAUAAACUUGAAAAUACCA
Messenger RNA from Pangasianodon hypophthalmus (striped catfish), 1377 nucleotides. It is a transcript of the gene slc25a4, whose product is annotated as solute carrier family 25 member 4. Gene Ontology annotation, molecular function: ATP:ADP antiporter activity. Gene Ontology annotation, cellular component: mitochondrial inner membrane. The transcript has 4 exons. NCBI's taxonomy places the organism in Eukaryota, Metazoa, Chordata, Actinopteri, Siluriformes, Pangasiidae. The record is from RefSeq and is a predicted model, not a curated record. Bases 96 to 992 code for a protein of 298 amino acids. Gene Ontology annotation, biological process: mitochondrial ADP transmembrane transport; mitochondrial ATP transmembrane transport.